CAUCCAUAUCGUGACGAUGGUUGACAACUGAGUUCCUAAAAUGUAAUUUAGUGGAUAGUUUGUGUUUUAAUAUAACUGUCAUCCCCCAAAAAUGGCCAGCGACGACGCUAUUAGAGCCACAAAUGAUGAUGCAACUCAGUGCAAGCGAUUUGCAGUCCAGAAAGGCUACUGGUCGGAUCCUUAUAUUCAGCACUUUGUUUCUCGAGGACAAAACACACACGCGCCAGAGAUCAACAGGGGGUAUUAUGCAAGAGUUGCCAGCAUUAGAAUUUUAAUGGAAAAGUUUUUAAAGCUAACAAAGUGCCAGUGUCAGGUGGUGAACUUGGGUGCUGGAUUUGACACCACCUUUUGGAGACUCAAAGAACAAGGGAUGAUUCCACAGAGCUUUAUAGAGAUGGACUUCCCCACAGUAGUCAUGAGGAAAGGCCAUGCCAUCAAACAAAAGAAACCUCUGCUGGCAGGGAUUUCUACGGAAGAUGGUGAAAUAAAGUUCCACAACUACGAUUUGCACAGUGCUAAUUAUCAUCUUGUGGGAGCAAAUUUGCGGACACUGGGAGAAGUGGAGGCGAAGCUGACAGAAUGUGGCAUAGAUUAUACUUUACCCACCAUAUUCAUAGCAGAAUGUGUACUUGUGUACCUGGAAAUUGAGCAGUCAAAGGCAUUGCUCAAGUGGUUAGCUGAAAAGUUUCAGACAGCCUUCUUCAUCAACUAUGAACAGGUCAACUUAGGUGAUCGUUUUGGUGAAGUAAUGCUGGCAAACCUCAAAUCAAGGGAGUGCACUCUAGCUGGUGUAGACGCCUGUCUCAGCUUGGAUGCUCAAAAAGACAGGUUUUUGACGACAGGUUGGCAGGGAGCAGAUGGUAUGGAGAUGACCUACGUUUACAAAUGUUUGCCUCAUGCUGAAAUAACAAGGAUUGAGCAUUUGGAGUUUUUAGAUGAGCGAGAGCUUCUGGACCAGCUGUUUAACCAUUACUGUGUGGUGUGGGCUUACAAGGACAGUGCAGGUAUAGGACUUGACAAAAUUAACUUUGGACCAUCCUGAUGGACUUCAGAGCAACAGGAAUGACUUUCUACUGCAUUACGUCCAUUGGUUACCAAAGCAACACGUCUUCUACAAGGUGUUCUGUCAUUGGUUAUGUUCUUUUGUUAAUAUUACUUUUGAUGCUGUUAAUUGGAUAAUCAGUGUGUUUCUGUUAAGCUGUAUUAGACCUGCUCUCAUUGGUUUGGCAGUAUGUCACAUGAUUUUGUUCUUAAUGCGUAUUGGACAGUCUGUGGUGAGAUGUUAAUCAGCAUAAAAGGUUACUUAAAGCUUCACAGGUGACCAUGAACCUGCUGUUUUGAUUUGGUGCAAACAUUGGUCAGAUGUUUUAUUUUUGGUCAGUUUCUUAAACUGUUCCUAUGUGCUAUUUUAUAUUGUGAUGUGUGAUUGGUAUGACUUUGUACGGGAUGGCCCUCCUUGGUUCAUUUGGUUAAAGUGUUGUUUUUGCCAGAGCUGGUUUGUUCUAGAACAUUGAGAUCCUAGACUUGAGUUGUCCUUGGAUACGCUUGUGCGUUCAUUUCUGACGUUUUGUCGGGUAAAAGGGGAAUACCCCUGGCACUCCACUUUCCUCCUGUCAUCAACGAAAAGUUUUUGAUAACAGCAUUGCCCACCAACCUCAUCAAGAAAUGAACAUAAUGAUAAUGUAAAGUUUUGUGCACCUUCUGAAAAUUUGUAUCCAAGAAACAAAAAGUAGUUUUCUAUCUCGUAAUUCUAAGGUCUGACAGGUAAAGACAUCAUCAACUCGACAUAUUUUACUCUAAUUCUUCACACUUUUCGCAUGUUUGUAAGGUGUCUAUUCAAGCGUAUUCUGAAGGCAUUAAUCUGUGUAGACUGAUAAAAUUACACUUUUGUUGAAGCCCUGAAACUGGCCAAUCCAACCAAUGGUGUUUUGUCUCUGCAAUCUGAUGACACAUGUGUAUAUGUUACAUUGUAAAUUGCUCUUUCAUAUGCGACAAAGAUAUAAUUACACUUUUGAGGAUAGUAACAUGAUCAGUAGGUUAUUUAGGUCAGUUGAUUUAUUUAUUUACUUGAUUGGUGUUUUACGCCAUACUCAAGAAUAUUUCAC
Messenger RNA from Liolophura sinensis, 2105 nucleotides. Its product is annotated as leucine carboxyl methyltransferase 1-like. The transcript has 6 exons. Gene Ontology annotation, cellular component: cytosol. Bases 92 to 1042 code for a protein of 316 amino acids. The record is from RefSeq and is a predicted model, not a curated record. Gene Ontology annotation, biological process: C-terminal protein methylation. Gene Ontology annotation, molecular function: protein C-terminal leucine carboxyl O-methyltransferase activity. NCBI's taxonomy places the organism in Eukaryota, Metazoa, Mollusca, Polyplacophora, Chitonida, Chitonidae.